Messenger RNA from Cephus cinctus (wheat stem sawfly), 3870 nucleotides. RefSeq lists its product as uncharacterized. Gene Ontology annotation, cellular component: membrane. Bases 1982 to 3826 code for a protein of 614 amino acids. Gene Ontology annotation, molecular function: potassium ion leak channel activity. The transcript has 10 exons. The record is from RefSeq and is a predicted model, not a curated record. Gene Ontology annotation, biological process: stabilization of membrane potential; potassium ion transmembrane transport. NCBI's taxonomy places the organism in Eukaryota, Metazoa, Arthropoda, Insecta, Hymenoptera, Cephidae.
GCAAUCCUUUCUCCAAGUCAGAUAUGUGUGCGCACAUGUUCUAUAUAUAGAAACAUCGUCAGUAACCUCUGCGAAAGUCAGCAUGCAUAUCGUUGAAUGAAUCGUACUGGUGAAAAUUUCUAAGGAAUUUUGCUAAAGGUCAAAUUACCGAAGAAGGACGACUUAUGCCGAGCGAUUACGAUCGCGAGAAGUCUGGCUGGAUUCUCUAUCCUGGUUAAAGUUAGUUCCUGGUUUCACAUCUGUCUCUUGCCAUAGGUUGCGAUUUUCUCGAGAAAGGAGAGAGAGCUGCCGUCGCGACGGGUUCUCUCCUCAAGUUACCAGGUGUUACGAAGAGUCGACCGAGCACCAAGAUGCAUCUUAUGGAACCGAGAUGCAUCGAAUCGCACUAGUUUAACGGUAGCAGAAGGAUGCGCCAUGUAUUCAAUGGGGUCUCCGGUUGGUCUAUUUUAUCAUUCGUCAAAGAAAUUUCAUGACCCCCGGGGAAAUCCUAUGGAGCUUAGAGUUCGCGGCAGUUCCGUUAGAUGGAGCGGAAGUCGGCGUCGGAAUUCAAUCGCAUUUCCGUCGAAUGGAUUUACGUGCACCGUUGCACGCUAUUCAGUGAGCCACCCAGUGAAGUCAGCUAGUCACCCAGUGACUGUACUGGAUUAUCCAGCCAACUGUCUCUGACAGCUCGUAUUCGGACAGGAAGUCGAAUGAGCUGUGGUAAAGCUACAAAUGGCAAAAGGCUUUGGUUAUAUGAAAAUGUAUCAGCUCUUACCUGGCAAAAUUUCUUUAGACCUCGAGGACAUCGUUGACGAGUAGAAAAAAACAUGCAGAUCCGGUAUUGUAUGGCUUUAUGUUAUAACUGUUUUGAGAGUAAUAUUCGCAUUCAUUAGUCGAAAUUUCGAGCCGGUCUUUGGCUCUGUGUGACCCGUGGAAUCUCUCGAGGCAACUACUUAUCAACGCCGAUGGUAUUUACGCAUAUUUUUGAAUACGAAAGCUAAUGGCAUUUUCAGUCCAACGGAACGUCAAAGGUCUUCCAUCUUUGUCAAUCUUUACGCAGAUCACCUUAUCUUUUGCUUUUCCCUCUCGCUAGUCCACUUCUACUUUAUUGAACACCUGACCGUCACAGUUUCUCUCGUUUAACCGAUAAAUUAGCAUCUAACAGCGUUAAUACGUCGAUUUACCUAAUUUCACAGAAAGUUCGACUUGUCAAGCUUAUUGCUAGUCGACGCCCGUCGUCGUCGCUUAUGCCGACGCAUCCGUAAUGUCUCUUCUGGAAUGCGACCAGAAUCUCUAGACGUUAACGAAUUUACUAGGGCCUCCUGUAGGGUCUAAAAAAUAUAUAUAUAUACACACCAUGAGGUUGUCGUCGUCAUCGAGAGUUGAGCUUCUCGUGAGCUUCCAGCUGGGUAACUUGCAUUGGAGCAUUCGUAGCUUGGUGGGGUACAGUGGGUUAAUUUUGGCACGUCCCACGCAAGCAUAACUAGCUCUUCCACGGGCACCGGCCAUUAUUCUAUUUCCAAAACGCUUUCGGCAGUCGACUCGGCUCAUUGUGGAUAUACAAUUUGGAAAAAGACGUUGUGCGAUCCGUCGAAGCUUUAAAAACCGCGAAUAAUAAUCCAAUGAGCGUGCAUCCUCUUCUUGAUCCUAAGGGACGUCCGGAAGUCCUGGACCUGGUGCUUUCCGGUUCAUCAGUGAACCGCGUGUCGCGCGUGAUAAAUUAAACGACCAGAGCGCCGCCACGAGUACGUUUCUCUAUGAUCGUCGACGUCGACGACGACGCGAAGGAAAACGUGAUCGUUUAAAAAAUACGUCGACGUUUAUACGCGAAUGACGUCUUUCUAACGUCACCAGGUGGACGUAGAAGAGUAAAUGUAAAGGCGAUAUACCUGGACGCGCGUAAACAUUUGACCUGACUGGGUGAACCGAGAUACGUGGAGUUCAGAGUCGUUUGCAUCGCGAGUGAAGAUCGAUAAAAUUUGUUAUUAAGGGUGACAGGAUGACACCUAGACUGGAGUUCGAACCUAAGGAGGAGCCCAAGGAACCGUCCAAGUGUAUGAGAUUUCUUUCUCUUCUAUGGAAAUUCUGCAGCUGUGUCUUCUCUCACGUUAUCCUGGUAUCCCUGGUGGUGGCCUACUGUCUCCUGGGGGCGUAUGCCUUUGCGACCCUCGAAGCCGAGCACGAGAGAGAGGUCAAACGUAGUAUCGAAAGUCUUCGCGGAAACAUGACAGAAGACUUAUGGAAGCUCACGAAUAAGGAUGUUAUCCUUGUAGACACGAACUGGACGGAUAGCGCUAUGAAGAUGUUGAAGAAUUUCGAGACGGACCUUCUGAAGAAGAUGAAGAAGGAGGGAUGGGAUGGCAGCGAGGACACGGACAACAUCCAAUGGACAUUCACUGGAGCACUCUUCUAUUCCAUAAUCGUCAUCACCACGAUUGGAUACGGGCAUAUCGCGCCGAAAACUCAGAGCGGAAAGGUCGUCACCAUUUUUUACGCUAUACUGGGCAUUCCCUUGAUGCUUCUGUGCUUAUCGAACAUCGGGGACAUCAUGGCGUCCAGUUUCAGAUUUCUCUACUGGAAAGUCUGUUGCUACGUAUGCACCAAGCCACCUCGUAGAAGACGUCCACGUAAUACUAGAGGAUAUAGUGUACGACAGGUUGGGAGAUACUCGAACAGGAAUCCAUCUUUGAGGAGAUCCGUACGUGCUAGUCAAAGGUCAGCUGACUCGGCCCUUGGUCUCUCCGAGAGUAUGACCAGGUCAUCCUAUUCGGAUACAGAGUGCAGGUAUCACAAUCCCGAGGGACCGGAAGUAUAUCGUCGCAGCGAGGCGUCCGGAGUACGACCUUCCACAAUGUCUAGGUAUUCAGACAUACCAGUAGCUUCUCCCAGGGUGAAAGGUGGCAGGAUGACCACAGGUACGGCUUCCCUGGACAGGAAAUUGAUUGUCACUCCAACUGAAGCCAAUAAAUUUCCGGUGCUGUUUAAUAAAUAUGCUUUGGAUCCCGAGGACGAGCCCAAGACUGAGUCCUCUAGAGGAACUAACGAACCGGUCGAAGCAGCCAGAGACGUAGAGAGAGGAAGAUCACUAGGUAGAAACACAGAUACGGGACCUGGUGCUGCUAGCAGAGUAUCGGGAUUAGGUACCCGCUCUCUUCCUAGGCAUCUGUCCGUAGUCAAUCCUCCUGGUAAUCAUCAUCAUCGUCAACGAUCUCAACCACCACCGGAAAUCCGGGAACCCGUCUUGGUUGAGAUGGAAUCGAUGAAGAGGCCUUCCAGGAUGCGUCGAGCGCAGAGUUAUUAUGGGAAAGCGGAUUCGAUGCGAUCAGGACCAGCACUGCCUCUGGCAGUCCCAGGUCGUCCCUACCGACGGGAAGCGCCAUCACCGAGGGUCAUGUCCCCCAUGGGCUUCGCAGUUCAUCGUCAGAUCUACGAAGAUGACUUUGACAUUGAUUACUAUGAUUAUUAUGUUGAGGAUAACGAGCGUGCCAUUGCGCAACGUAUCAAACCAGUACCCAUCUGGCUCUGCGUCUUCCUGGUGGUCAGCUACAUCUUCGGCGGGGCAUUUCUCUUCAGUGAAUGGGAAGACUGGAAUUUUCUCGACUCAGCCUACUUCUGCUUCAUCACACUGACUACUAUAGGCUUUGGUGACUUUGUGCCUGCGCACAGACUCCAUGCCGAGAAGAGUAUCGCACUCUGCUCUCUGUAUCUUCUCUUUGGAAUUGCACUGCUCGCGAUGAGCUUCAAUCUCGUCCAGGAGGAGGUCAUCAACAAUGUCAAGAGCGUUGCCAAGAGACUGGGAAUCAUCAAGAAUAACGAUGACGACGACGAGGACGAGGAAGAUUAACAAACAACAUCAAAGAAACUUUGUAAUAAAAUAAUCAUAUUAAA